Lingula anatina is the source of this 2263-nucleotide messenger RNA. RefSeq lists its product as uncharacterized. Lineage: Eukaryota; Metazoa; Brachiopoda; Lingulata; Lingulida; Lingulidae. The record is from RefSeq and is a predicted model, not a curated record.
ACCAUGCCACCUCGUAUCCCUGGAACUAACGUGACGUUCAUUGAUAGCAACAAUGAUGGCCUUGACAUUGUGACGUACGGAGAGUCUAUCCUGUUCACGUGCCAGCCGGGAUACAAUAUGGCCGGUGGUGACGUCAUCAAGACGUGUCUAGGAAAUGGAACUUUUUCGGGCAUCGAUCUUCAGUGCAUGCCCGUACGUUGCCACGACAUCCCAAUCAUUGCCAACACCCAGUCAUACUACACUGAUGUGAAUCUUGAUGGCGACACUGUUGUCUCGUUCCGCGAAGUAGUCACGUACGAGUGCACCAUGGGAUACUUUCUGAUGUCAGGGGACCAAGAGCGUCGGUGUCAACAGAAUGGGAGCUUUAGCGGGACAGAUGUCGUUUGUGAAGCUCUAAUGUGCCACAUCCCGCCUAUUCCUCAUACCACACAUACAUUUCUGAUGCACAACGAGAACCUCACAUAUCUUCACGAGGUAGAAUACGUUUGUGACUAUGGUUACCGGACCAAUAGUGGGGACUCAGUGCGCAUGUGCCAAGCCGACGGAAGUAUCAGUGGCCAGAAUCUCGACUGUAAACCUGUAACCUGCGCAUAUGUUCCUGAUAUUCCACAAACAAACAUAUCAUACGUUGACCUGAACAGAGAUGGCAAAGACAUUGUGACAUUUGGUGAGACUGUGACUUACCAUUGUCAAAAAGGGUACCUGCGAAGUGCCGCUGGUAACGAAACCCGGUUUUGCAUGGCCGAUGGCACUUUAAAUGGCACGGAUGUAGCUUGUUAUGCAAUACGCUGUCUUGACGUACCACUCCUUCCCUACUCGACCAUGACCAGCACCGACAGCAAUGACGACGGCGAGGAGAUCAUAUCCUACAGAGAGGCAGCAAACUACCAAUGUUUGCAAGGUUAUUAUAGGAAAUCUGGCAGCGAAAGGAGAAUUUGCCAGAGCAGCGGUUCUUUAGACGGCGAGGACCUCGUUUGUGCACCUAGACAAUGUAACAUUAUCCCAGUGCCGGAAAAUACCGAAUACUUUUCUGAAGAUACUAACAACGAUGGUCAGGAUACCGUGACGUUUACGGAAGUUGUGCACUACGUGUGCAGAAACGGGUUCUUUCCAAUGGGAGGAAAUUUGAAAAGGACGUGUCAGCAUGACGGGCAAUUAAACGGGACAGAUCUCUACUGUAAAGCUGUUGAUUGCAAAGCGCCACCUAAGGUUGAGAACGCCGUUGUCAUGGUGAUUGAAACUUCACUCGGUUCUGUGGCCCAUUAUUUCUGUAAUGCUGGGUACCAAAGUCAAGGCCGGCAUACUUUCAGUGGCGAAUGUAGUAAAAAUGGGGAUUGGAUUGGAGAAUUUACAGACUGCUCAGGUGUAUUCUGCAAGCCUCCAGCACCCAUUCCAAACGCUGUUACUUCUGUUGGGAACCAUGCUGCGAAACCCUGGGGAUCAUACAUCAAUAUCACGUGUCUCCCAGGAUAUCUCAUGGAACACGUGACUGGGGGUGUGGUCACGUGGACAUGCCAGGGAAAUGGCUCAUGGGAAGGUUUGAAAGUCAGCUGCAAGGCCAUCGAUGACAGGCCUUCUCGGUCGAACGGGAACCAAAGCUAUGACUGGAUCAUUUUUGUCAUCGCAGUCGUCUGCGCAACGGUUUUGAUCGCCAUCAUGGUAGCAGCAAUAGCAAUACUGACGGACAAAAGAAGGCGGAUAUCAACCAAAAUGCGUCGUCUACGACGUGAGUACGAAUCCUCUAGUCUCAGCUCUCCGCCGCUCUCUAGUCGAGGCACGCCGUCUUGUUUGUCAGAUAGGAAUCUCUUGGCUGGAGGGCUUCCACUAGCGUACCCUGGCGGGAUGUUUGUAAGUGAGGCUUCAAAGGAAAUGUACGAGGAUAUUUGGCGGUGGUACAAAAUCAGCGACGCGGAAAAUCUAGCAGACGACAGGAAUGAUACAGGUACGCGUGCGCACUUCAAUCAAUUUGCUGAAGCCCCAUUGUAUAUGCAUAGCGUAGACGGACUAAAUCGCGAUUUGAAUGAGAACGAUUUCAUUGAACCGACCAAUACAGAACAAAGAAUAUCGCAAGUUCGGGACUGGGGAAACAGUAUGCUACAACAACGUGGAACAAAUUACUCCAGGGACAGUUCGCCGGGUAAUCAGUUUCGUUUGGAUGACGCUGUUAUCCCAAAGCAGUGGGAGGAGGAAAGCAUGCGACCAGAGGAAGAAAUAAUAAUUUACGAAGACUUGUCAUGUUAACAGGUUAUACAGUUGCAUGUAA